UUAGUGUGUGUUUCAUACUACUUCCCAUCUCCCACAUCUGUGUUUCCACUUUCCAUUGCUUCGUCAAUUCCACUCCAUCCCCCCUCCCAAAAGUCACAGUAACGGUCACAUUUUUCGUCUGUCACCUCAACUCAGAACCUCAUCACCUCCGAACGGCAAGAUCUCAUUUUCAUCUCUCUCUCUUCGUACCCAAAUCACUCUCUUUCAGAAAGAAAAUGACAACAAGCUUUGGGUUAUUCUCUCUCUUGCUUUUGCUGACCCUACCCGAUUUCACUCUCUCCCGUGCCUCCAUCCCGAAUCAGAGAACAGUUUCGAGGGCCCAGAACGGUGUCGUUGGCACGGAGCUGUGGUGCGUGGCCAAGAACAACGCGGAGGAUGCAGCUUUGCAGUCGGCUCUGGACUGGGUAUGCGGGCCCGGCGCCGCUGACUGCGGUCCAAUCCAGAAUGGCGGUCCAUGCUACGACCCGCACGACAUCCAGGCUACCGCCUCCUUUGCCUUCAAUGACUACUACUUGAAGCACGGCUUGUCCGACGACGGUUGCUUCUUUGAUAACACUGCCGCCCUCACUUCUUUGAACCCCAGUCAUGAUAAUUGCAAAUUCCCUUCCAGCUUGAAUGUGAACAAUGGAAGCGUUUCCAGUCUUUCAGCCGCAGGGGGGUUGGGUUCAAGCGAAGGCAUAAGCGGCUGUUCUCAGAUUGCUCAGCAGUUGUUUUGGCCUGUAAUUACCGGUCAUAUGUUCAUGUUGCUUACACAGAUUAUUUCACAAUGGUAGAGAUUAACGUCUUUACCCCUUUUUUCCCUUUGGAUUAUUCUGUCAGGGAAAUUGAAAUUUAGAGUCCUUUUUAUCAACAAGAUAUACACGCUAGGCAUUUAGGUUUCAAAUUUCAAUCUGCAGCAUAUGUUAUAUUAAGUUAGUACUGCUAAGGAUUCGAGUUUUAUUUCUUAUGUUUUAGCUGUUUGACAUUUGUUAUAUAUGUUAACAGAUGAAGCAGAAUCAAGUUCUUGAGCCUGCAAUCAAGUGGGAUUUUUAUGGCUUAUUUUGGGGGAUUACAGCCAUCUGAACCUAGUGGAUGGCUUAGAUGCUCCAUUUCCUAGCAAUCUCAGAAAAGAUAUGACUAAGGCGUCGUUUGGAUUGAGAAGUGAUUUCAACUCAUCUUAUCAUUAUAACUUUUUCAA
Juglans regia (Persian walnut) is the source of this 1177-nucleotide messenger RNA. RefSeq names its product PLASMODESMATA CALLOSE-BINDING PROTEIN 5-like. Bases 216 to 773 code for a protein of 185 amino acids. The record is from RefSeq and is a predicted model, not a curated record. Lineage: Eukaryota; Viridiplantae; Streptophyta; Magnoliopsida; Fagales; Juglandaceae. The transcript is spliced from 3 exons.